Molecule: messenger RNA, 1398 nt
Organism: Nanorana parkeri
Lineage: Eukaryota; Metazoa; Chordata; Amphibia; Anura; Dicroglossidae
Product: neutral ceramidase-like
Exons: 12
Coding region: 1-1398 (465 amino acids)
Biological process (GO): sphingosine biosynthetic process; long-chain fatty acid biosynthetic process; ceramide catabolic process
Cellular component (GO): extracellular region
Molecular function (GO): N-acylsphingosine amidohydrolase activity
Source: RefSeq, a predicted model, not a curated record
AUGGGAAAAAAGAAAAAAAUUUUCAGCAAUUUGGAAGUAAUCUUGAUUACACUUGUUGUGUUGCUUUGUGCCGUUUCAGCUGGCUUUAUAACGAUAAUAUUUGUCCUGGAAAACAUGCCGAGGGAUCCCAACAAGAGACAAUGGGAUCUUUGGAACACUUCGGAGCCGAGACCCGUGACGACCACCACCACUGCAACCACUACCACUACUGCAACCACCACUACCACCACCACCACGGCUGCUCAAGGAACAACUGAUGGUCAAGCCUUCCUCGUUGGGGCUGGAAGAGCUGACUGCACUGGGUUUCUAUCAGAUGUUCCUAUGAUGGGUUAUGCUAGUGGGGACCAAAUAGCAGGAGGACUUCACACUCGUCUGUACAGCCGAGCCUUCAUUGUAGCCCAGCCAGAUAAUUCGAAGCGUGUGGUGUUUGUUAGUGCAGACAUAGGAAUGGUGUCUCAGAGAGUUCGACUGGAGGUGAUCGACAAGCUGAAAGCCAAAUAUGGGGAUCUAUACAGACAAGACAAUGUUGUGUUAAGUGGCACCCACACCCAUUCAGGACCAUCUGGCUAUUUCCAAUACACAAUCUUUAUGGUGACAAGUAGAGGAUUUCACAGAGAGGCCACCAAUGCCAUUGUCAAUGGUAUUGUUAAGAGCAUUGACAUAGCACAUACAAAUCUAAGAAGAGGAAAGCUCUAUGUGAACAGAGGCCCCGUGGAGGCUAGCCAUAUCAAUAGAAGCCCCUCCUCCUAUCUUCGCAACCCAGAAUCAGAGAGAAACAGGUACCCAGUGAACACAGACAAAGACAUGGUUAUAUUAAAGAUGGUAGACAUGACUGGAAAGGAUGUUGGGCUCAUCAGCUGGUUUGCUGUGCAUGCAGUUAGUAUGCCCAACAGUAACCACUUGAUCAGCAGUGACAACAUGGGCUAUGCGUCUUACCUGUUUGAACUGGAAAAGAAUAAAGGGUCUCUGCCUGGAGAGGGAUCUUUUGUAGCAGCGUUUGCAUCAUCAAACCUUGGGGACGUGACUCCAAAUACCAAGGGUCCUCAUUGUACAGAUACAGGUCUUUCAUGCGAAAACCCUACUAGUACUUGUGCAGGAGGUGGGGUCACGAUCUGCGUAGCCACUGGGCCUGGAGAUAAUGUGUUUGAGAGUACAAGAAUAAUAGGGGAAACCAUAUUUUUAAGAGCGAAGGAAUUGUAUGAUGAAGCAUCCAAGUUGAUCGAAGGCACUGUGAGUUCUGCUCACCAGUGGGUGGACAUGAGUAAUGUCAGUGUAAAACUUAAUGACACCCAUAAAGCAACAACCUGUAAACCUGCCCUUGGCUAUAGCUUUGCUGCUGGAACAAUUGAUGGUCCUGGGCUGAUCAAUUUUACUCAUGGUAAGAGCUCCUUUGCUUAA